Messenger RNA from Heterostelium album PN500, 2244 nucleotides. It is a transcript of the gene darA, whose product is annotated as darlin. Gene Ontology annotation, molecular function: guanyl-nucleotide exchange factor activity. The record is from RefSeq and is a predicted model, not a curated record. The coding region runs from base 1 to 2244 and encodes 747 amino acids. Lineage: Eukaryota; Evosea; Eumycetozoa; Acytosteliales; Acytosteliaceae. Gene Ontology annotation, biological process: positive regulation of GTPase activity. The transcript is spliced from 5 exons. Gene Ontology annotation, cellular component: cytosol.
AUGGAGUCAUUUAUUAAAGGUUUAACUUUAGUUGAUAUUGUAGAAAAACUUGUAGAUAAGAUCAAUGUCGAUGCAUCAGAGAUCGGCAAUGAAAAUGUGGUAAAAGAUAAUACUUUGAUAUUAAAGACGUUCGGCGAUUGGCUGAGAAAAGCAGAGAAUAGAGAUAUCGUUAUAAAGAGUGACAAGCUAUUGAAUAUCUUGUUUGGCUUUAUGAAGAGUUCAACCGAUGUUGUCGUUGCCAACAGCGAAUCGGAGGAGAAGCAAGUGGUGCUGCGAGAGAGUGUCACUGCUCUCGACGUUGCACGCUACGAACAGAUCUGUAGAGUUCUAGGCAAUUUGACAUUCGACCACGAGUCGAACAGAGCAGUGUUGCUCAGCGACGAGAAUGGCGGCGGUGUUGCCAACCUGGUACUCCCACUGAUAGCCUGGAUCAAGCAGAGCAGAUUCGCAUCGCUAAAGCGGACAUCGAUCACCACCAUGAUAAACUUGUGUUCCAAUGACGAACCGAUGCAAGAGGCGUUCGCCAACCAAGCCAACAAGUCUGUCAUACCGACACUACUGAAAUUGAUAGUGGAGCAAGAAGUGGGCAGCAGUGACUACUCUGAUUACUCUGACAUUGCAUCGAAAGCACUUCGUAUAUUGGUGGAGGACAACGAAGAGGUACGUGAGCAACUCACAUCCAGAGACGCUCUCUCACUCUAUCACAAGCUGCAAGCAACAGUUCACAACGACGGUUGGAUCGAAAAUGAAUUCGCCAAAGAUAUCUCUGCCAUUCUUAUUUCACUUGAAGAUAAUAAUGAUAUGCAAGAGAGUUUAAUAAAGGAUGGUUCAAUAUUGAAUGGAUUGAUCGGUUUCAUUGAGAGUGCAGAUUCUCAGAGAGAUAUGGUUGAUGAAAUCGAUGAGGACGAUGAGUUGCCAGCCGAUGGUGAACUCUCGAUUGCACCAGUGGUUUCGGGUGUCAUAUUGAAACUUGCAAGUAAAGAUAAACUUAGACCAUACUUCCUAAGUGAUAAGUCUAAGAUUGUAGAUAGAAUGAUGAAGAUCAUCACCUCCAAACCACCAGUAUAUUCAGAGAACAACAAGAAGACACAACUAAAAGUAUUGGACGCCUCCAAAGCAAAAAGAAACUUAACAAGAUCGAUUGCAUACAUAUCAAUCGAAGAUUCUACUAUUCCAAGAUUCAUUAAAGAUAUCAAUGUAUUCAUUGAGAUGUUGAAUGGCGAGGAUACAGAGCAGCUGGUUUCCGCAGCUAUGGUGAUUGGAAACGUUGCCAACUCGAGUGAGAACACUCAGAAGUUACUCUCUUUGAAUGUUAUCGAGUUGUUUACAAAGAUUAUGAAGACCUAUCCAAAUCAUCAGCCAAUCCAGCACUUGGUAUUGACUGCCACUCAUAACAUUACUUCGAUGAAAGGUCCAUACAAAGGACAGGUCGCACCGAACGAUCUCAUCGAUGUUGUCAUUGCCAACAUGAUCGUACCGAACCAAGUCAUUCAAUUCACUGCCAUCAAUGUACUGAAACACCUGAUUCUCUGCAACGAUGUCAAUUUUGUAAACUUUAUUAAAGAGGGUGGAUUGCUACCGCUUGCCAACUUGGCCAAUGGUGUUACCAAAGCUGGUAUGGACGAUGACGACGAAGAAGCAGCCGAGGAAAAUAGUCAAAAGAUUAGAGAUAUCGACGAGAAUGAAGAUGAAGAAACAAGAAAACAAAGAUUGGAAAAAGAAAGACUGGAACAGGAGCAACGUGAGAAGGCUGCCUCACAAAAGAAAGACAAGAGAGUUGCCUACGAGUCUAGCAGAAUUCUGGUGCGUUUCCUAACGAUGAGAGAUCUCCUGAAGGAUGAAGACCAAAAGCAAUCGUUGGUUCAAGAGUGCACACUCCCAUUCUUUGAACUUGUACAUUCGCCAUUCUCCAUCUUGAGGGCAGAGGGAAUCAAAGCAUUACUCCAACUCGUUAAGAUCAACAUUGAAACACUAAGCAAAAAUGUAAAUUGGUGGACCGAUCUCUCGGAAACACUCAAAGCCAGUAUCAUCGCACCCGAAACAGCCACCGAUAAACAAUUCAAUCAAGAUAUACAAUUAAAUAUUUAUGAAAUCUUAAUGGAAUUGAUUAAAAAUGAUGAUAAAUGUAAGGAAUUGAAAUCAUUGGGUGCAGUCGCAACUUUGAAAGAACUAUCGAAACUUCCACAGACCAAUGCCACUACCAAAUCAAAUCUUCAAAAGAUAUUAUCACAAUUGACUAUUUAA